Venustampulla echinocandica is the source of this 1809-nucleotide messenger RNA. RefSeq lists its product as uncharacterized. Bases 1 to 1809 code for a protein of 602 amino acids. Lineage: Eukaryota; Fungi; Ascomycota; Leotiomycetes; Helotiales; Pleuroascaceae. The transcript has a single exon. The record is from RefSeq and is a predicted model, not a curated record.
AUGGCCUUCCGCCAGUCGACCUUCCGCCAGUCUGGCUAUCAUGGCCCACGACCCCAACGAAUAUAUACCGCACCCGAAGAGACUCAAGCUGCCGCCCUCGCUCCGCAGUCCCAACAAAUAGCAGAUUCCCAAGAAUGGGUUCUGUUCUCCCCCUCGGCGACUUCGACCACCGACCGCACCUACGCCACUUCCUCAGAUCCCACAUGCACGGCGGGGCAUUCGCAGAUCAGCCACGUUGGUAGUGUGGGCACCGGUGCUAGGAGCUAUGGGUACGGUUUUGAUGAUGGGGGCGGCCAUACUGAGGACGGGGAGGAGGAUGGGGAGCUGGAUAGCCUGGACAGCCAUCUACAGGAAUUCCGGACGGAGCCCAGCGUAUAUCGGUCAGAAGAGACAAGAGACAACCAGCAGGCUGGCGGCACUGUCCUGCCUACCCAUGACGGGCUUGGGAGUUUCCGGGUCCAUCAGACGCUCAUGGGAGACGAGGUACAGGAGCAGCUAUACGCCUUUGAGAGAUACAACCCCAGGAGAGUGAAAAGACGACGAGAUAGUGUGGAGUUGGGGGUAGCAGAGUUAGAGAGCGAAAGGGUAGUAGAGGCAGAGCGGACGCGGCGAAUUGAGAAGUGGAGAAUGGAGCAAAGUCAGCUACUGGUGGAUGAGAUACAGAAGGAGACGAGAAGAAGGGGACGGUCACUAUCAACAGAGAAGAUGAGCAGAAUGGAUGAUCGUGAGCAAGAUGAUAUGGCUACCUUAAGCGACGUAGGUCCUUCUGGUCAUGGGGAGGGCGAGCUAGCAGACGAUGACAACGGGAGCUUUUGGCGGAGAGUCACCAAGAGAGUGAUUCAAGAUCUUAUAGGCAUCGAUGAUGACCUCCUAUCAAUCAUCUUUGGCGAAGCCUUACCGGACGAUGACGAGCUUUUAAGCUCGCCGCCAGCUAAUCGAUCCGCUGCUUCGGCAAACGUACUUGCUCAUACGAAUCAACUGGAGCAGUCGUCUUGGGAAUACCGGCUCCUCGAACGGAUAGCUCGAGAGCUGGGAAUUCUGGUCAACCACCUCACCGAGCACCCCGAUGCUUUCUCUACUUACCUGCGCUCCCAACAAGGCCCCCUCCCCUAUGCAGGUCUCCCCGUCAUCCCGGAAUCCUCCCGCGAUCAGGCACUUCCAUCUGUUUCCCAAACAAACACAUCGGCAGUUCCGAAUACACCCGUGGACCCUCACUUCAUCCCUACACUACAAACAGCACAACCCCGCCCGAUUCCCAAUGGCAACACAUCAUUCCACUCUCCACUCGCCGACGCCGACGCUACACCACGUGCCUCACACCUCCCAUCGCAGCCCCAGCUCUCUCGGGAAGAAUGGGAACGUGACCUUGACGUUAAGAUGGUCUUCCGCUAUCUUCGGUCUCGCUUUAUAUCUCGAUUCGGUAGCCCCGAUUCAGCAAGUAUAGAACCAGGCCUUGACUUCAGCACGGCAGGGACAAGCCAUCUUGCAACUGCAAGCACGGCUGAUACCGCCGCCCGGGCCGCUAGAGUACGACAACACCACCCACUUGUCAGCCGCUUCGAGAAUAGACGGCGCAGUGUCGAGCGUAGGACCUGGAAGGCUUCUGUACCUGGCGGUGCAAGUGCGGUAGCCAGAAGCCAUGCUAAGAGAGGUAGCAGUACCUGUGCCAGUGAGCGCUUAAGCCUGAGCGCGAAGCGGAAUAGCGGGUCUAGCAGUAGACAUUAUUGGGAUUGGGGUGCCGGACAGAGUGUGGGGAGCGGGAGUCUGAUAGCGAGCACCGGUGUCAUGGGGAGUUGGGGAGAAGUAUAG